AUGGCCUUCAACGGACGGCGCGGCCCCAACAUCUCGCAGUUUCUGCGGGAACUGCACGAGAACCCCACCCUCGUCGAGAACGACGCGGCGUUCUCCAUGGACGACCAGGACCUCUCCAUGUUCACCAACACCGAGUUCUUUGACCUCGAGACCGGCCAGAACACCGACUUCCAGCCGCAACACAACCAGCACCAGCCGCCCAAGCCCGGCUCCGAGAGCAACUCGGCCUCCUCGGCCGUCUCGCCGCUCAGCGAGGACACCAUGACCACCAUGGCGGAUUUCUCACACAUGGACUUCAUGACAACAGGUACGGACGCCCAACUGAUAUCAGCUUCCUUGUAA
Molecule: messenger RNA, 342 nt
Organism: Sporothrix brasiliensis 5110
Lineage: Eukaryota; Fungi; Ascomycota; Sordariomycetes; Ophiostomatales; Ophiostomataceae
Exons: 1
Coding region: 1-342 (113 amino acids)
Source: RefSeq, a predicted model, not a curated record